Molecule: messenger RNA, 1665 nt
Organism: Fusarium sp. VM40
Lineage: Eukaryota; Fungi; Ascomycota; Sordariomycetes; Hypocreales; Nectriaceae
Source: the annotation of a GenBank genome assembly
AUGGCUCCCGAUCUCAACUCUCUUCCCCCCUCCACGGGGGAGACCUCAGCAUCUUCCGCCCCUCAGCUCUCUGCUGAAGCUGAUAGACCUAACAUCCUCUUCAUUAUGGCCGAUCAAUUGGCUGCCCCUCAACUAAAGAUGUACAACCCUAACUCCCAGAUCAAGACGCCCAACCUCGACCGUCUUGCUUCAACCUCAGUCCAAUUCGACUCUGCUUACUGCCCUUCACCACUCUGCGCCCCUUCCCGCAUGAGUCUGAUCAGUGGCCAACUUCCCAUGAAGAUUGGGGCUUACGACAAUGCUGCCCAGAUUGGCUCUGAUGUUCCAACGUAUGCCCACUACCUACGCUCCAAGGGCUACCACACUUCUCUUGCUGGCAAGAUGCACUUUAUUGGUGACCAACUCCACGGUUAUGAGCAGCGACUGACCAGCGACAUUUACCCUGGUGAUUUCGGCUGGGCUGUGAACUGGGACGAGCCCGAUACACGCCUUGAGUGGUACCAUAACGCCAGCUCCAUUCUUCAGGCUGGUCCCUGUGGCCGAAGCAACCAACUUGACUACGAUGAGGAGGUCAUGUUCAAGAGCACUCAAUACCUCUGGGACCACGUCCGAGAAGGUCCCAAGAAGCGACCUUUUGCCUUGACUGUCUCUCUUACCCACCCACAUGACCCUUACACCAUUACCAAGAAGUAUUGGAACAUGUACGAAGAUGUCGACAUCAACUUGCCUGAAGUCAAGAUGAAGAAGGAGGACCUUGACGCCCACAGCCAGCGUCUUCUCAAGGUCUGUGAUCUUUGGGACCAGGACUUUACUGAGGAGCAGAUCAAGCGUGCUAAGCGAGCAUACUAUGGCUCAGUGAGCUAUGUUGACGACUGCAUCGGUCGUCUUCUCGAGACACUUGAGGAUGCAGGCCUAGCCGAAAACACCAUUGUUAUUUUCAGCGGCGAUCAUGGUGACAUGCUGGGUGAGCGUGGACUCUGGUACAAGAUGAGCUACUUCGAGUCAUCCGUCCGCGUCCCUAUGUUGAUCAAUUACCCCCAGCGAUUCACCCCCCACCGAGUUACCCAGAACGUAUCAACUCUUGAUCUUCUACCCACUAUCUGCGACUUAGUUGGCACCAAGCCAUCUCCUUACUUGCCUAUGGACGGAAUCAGCAUGCUACCUCAUCUUGAAGGCCGUGAGGGUCACGACACUGUUAUUGCCGAAUACACUGGCGAGGGUACUAUCCGCCCGAUGAUGAUGAUCCGAAGGGGCGACUGGAAGUACAUCACUUGCCCAGCCGACGAGCCUCAACUGUACAACCUUGCGCGUGACCCCAAGGAGCUGGACAACCUUGCCCGUUUCAGAAAGAUCGCACCACAGACACCCGAGGAAGAAGAGGCCAAAGAGGCUUUCACCAAGUUCGAGGCCGAAGCACACGCUCGAUGGGACUUUGAUGAUAUUACCGAAAAAGUCAUCUUGUCUCAGCGCACACGAAGAGUCGUGUGGGACGCCCUCAAGGAGGGUGAGUUUACCAGCUGGGACUUCAACCCCGAUGAUGACGGUAGAAAGAAAUACAUCCGCUCCACCAUCCCACUUGACGAUCUGGAGCGCCGAGCUCGCUACCCUUUUGUUGACGCCAAUGGGUACGAAAGCAAAGCCGUUUCACAUGUUCGCAGCAGCUAG